Molecule: messenger RNA, 2538 nt
Organism: Ruditapes philippinarum (Manila clam)
Lineage: Eukaryota; Metazoa; Mollusca; Bivalvia; Venerida; Veneridae
Exons: 2
Coding region: 117-956 (279 amino acids)
Source: RefSeq, a predicted model, not a curated record
GUGAAAGGAAAGACAUAAUUACAACAUGAUACAAGGAAGAAAGUAAACAACAAGCAUCCGAUUCUAGAUCAACAGGAAAUUUUAUAGAUGUAAGAAAUGUGAAAUCAAGAGAAUUUAUGUACGUACACGAAUAUUUGGGAAAGUGUUCCGACAGUGUUUGUCAAAUACGGUUCCCUGACGGUACUGGUACGGGAUUUAGGGUAGGCAGCAAGAACGUAAUGACGGCAUUCCACGUUGUGCAAGGAAUUAUUGAUACUGUUUAUCAGAGCGUUGAAUCUGACCAAAAUCCACUGAACGCUUUACAAGAUGGCAACGUGUAUUGUAUAUUCAAACAUUUGAAAAGGCUUAGUGAAAAGAAAUGGCGCUUUUCCUUUAAACCACUGAUGCUCUUUCGCAAUGAGGAAACAGACACAGCCGUGUUGGAGCUAGCGGAACAUUCUGAUGGAAAUCCUUUCCCACCACCAUUUGAGCGCUUUGGUUUUCCAAAUUUUAGCGGUUCUUUUUAUUUAAUAGGUCAUGAAGGAGGAGUUAUGGAGUCUGACAAGGUUGACAAACUUAUCGAUAGGUCAGAUCCUACAACAUUAGAGGAGUUCACAAGGGCGAAAGCACUGAAUAAUGAACGAACAGAUAAAAACUAUGAGUUCCCGCCAAACAGCACUCUCUCGAGCGAAAAUAGAAUUUUGUUUCAUUACCUUUUCAGAAAGGGCGCAUCUGGUAGCCCAGGGGUGCUUGUAAUGGAAAAUGGAGAUAUUGUAGUGGUUACACAUUUGUUAUGUGGUUAUCCAAACUGGCGCUACGAUAAGAAUAUUGACGAUCAAUUAAAAUCAAACUGGCCGAAUGAAUUAUGCUUUGAACAAGGGGCUGAUAUGAUAAAAGUUGGAAAUUUUAUGCGUGAAGAAAAUGAUCAGUUAUACCAUGACAUAUUUUGCAGACAACUUCCUUCACCUGCUCUUUAAUUAUAGUCAAUCACAUAUACGGUAUCACAUUUAUAGCAAGGGGCGUCUAUAGCCGAGGGGUUAAGCUCGGUGUCUUCAACCACUUGCCCUUAUCGCUGUGGGUUCGAAUCCCGUCAGGGACUUUGUAUUCUUUCAUGUGACAAAGAUUUCUAGGUAGCUUACGGAACGUCGGUUGUUCUACUCAGGUGCCUGUCGUACUUGAAAUAAUGCAUGGUAGGGCACCUGAGGCCUUCCUACACCAUUACUAAGCUGUAACAUCGCCAUAUGACCUUUACUGUGUCGGUGUGACAAAAAAACACUUUAAAAUAUUCAUAGUAAAAUGCAAUAUAAUUAUAUUUGGCUUGUUUUAUGACCAUAUAACUGAUGAAAUAAGUGAAUUUUGUUCUAUGAAUGUAACAAAAUAUCUCUGGAACGUAUUAAUACAGUGGAAAGAAAGAGUUCAAAGUGCAGAUGAUUUCAUUACUGUUAAUGAAAGAGUUGCUUUGUUAUACAAAAAAAUGUAUAUAGAUAUUAGACAUCGUUCGUGGAUGGUUAACAUGAAAGAUCCAUUAAUGAUUACAAUAUGGAAUAAACACGAAUAAGAAAUCAGAAUGCACAGACCUAUUAGAACAUUUUAUUAACAUGAACAAUUAAAUGAGCCGCGCCAUGACAAAACCAACAUAAUGCGUUUGCGACCGGAAUGGAUCCAGACCAGCCUGCGCAUCCGCACAGUCUGAUCUGGAUCCAUGCUGUUCGCUUACAAACCCUUUAACAAAUAGAGAAACUGAUAGCGAACAGCAUGCCUGCUAAACUGUUCAAAGAAAUGCAUACAUGUGAUCGGGACGAUCGAGUUGAUCUGAUCGGCGUUGAGAACAUAGCAUUACACAUGGUUUUGGUCACGUUAUAACAUGGACAAAAGAGGGAAAAAUAGCCUAUUCUAUGCAAAAAACAUUAACCAAUUGUCAAUAAGUUAAUCAAUGUUAAGAUUUCUUAUACAUUGUACAUGUAUCGUCUUUGCAUAACAUAAAUCCUGAUUCUGGACGAACAUUUUAUUAUUAAAUAUGCCGAGUCAACAAUAACCUUCAACUAAUAUUUAAGAUAUUGAAUUAAAUCAAUUUCUAUAAAGCCGUUGGAAUUGUAAAAAUAAAUGGAAUCAGAAUUAUAUCAUAUUUCAAAAAUGUGUUAACAAAAAUAAUAAAACAUUAUUUUGUCAGUCUACUGAUCUUUUUCGCUUGACGUGAAAAUAUUUCAUAUUUAUAUAAUAUAUAUCCUUUAGCUUUAGAAAACAAAAUACUCCUUAAAAUACCAUUCGCCCAUUUGAACCACUAAAACUGUUCUGAAGUCAUCAAGUGGUUAAGAAUAUAUAUUUUGGUCACUUUCGAUGCAUGUGCUACGUUAUGAAUUCAAGCUAUUUAUGUACAUUCGAACUCUCUCCGCUGCAACAUCUCUGUUAGACAGCAGACUUAGUUAUGUAUAGCACAUCAUUCUUGUGGCGUUAAAACCUCUUCCAUUCAAAAGGGUAUUGUUGUACAUUUCCUCUCUCCUUUCUGAAUAUGAUAUUAAAAAUCCCUCCGUAUAGUUGUAAUAUUGCUGAUAAAAUAUG